CUUUUCAGCUGUUACCAUGGUCCUUACGUUGAACUAGCAUCCGUCUGCUACUUCAACUUGGCCCGAUUUAAGGACCACGUGUUCGUCAAUCGGAGCUUCUGGUGGCCAAUUGUCUUCAGGAAACCACAGUGGCUAAAUAUGUCCGCAAUGGCGUCUAACUGGACUACGUUCCAUCGGCCUCUGCCAGAGGAACUCCGAGAGACAUCUUCUUGCUAAUUCUUGCUAGCUCAGUGCUCCCGUCAUAUUUCUAUAGCUGGCACAGCCUACCAAGAAGAACCGUCCUCUCGGGGGCCAUGCCUUUCAUUCUAAGAGACUCGGCUAACUCGCGAUUUCGGCAUGCACGGAGCUAGUGUUCAUUCUUUCAAUACCAAACUCUCACUUUCGAUGCUGACCCAAAGGCGGAAACCGUUUUUCGUAGCCUUCUUCGCGACUUUCUCCUCCCUGAAAGUAUUGGCUAUUGACGCUACGUGUUCGAAUACUGCAUACGACUGGGCCUUUAACUCUCUAUCGCAGUCUCCAUGCCAAAUUGCUACCGAUUUGGGAGAAGUAUGCGACAGCUCAUUUUCUAUCCCAGCAUUACCGUCUGGUUCGGUAUAUCGAGGCCCAUCGGGGGGCGCCAGUCGCAUGGAAUGCAGGUGCAACACAGUGUAUUACUCGCUCUUGUCCGUGUGCGCAGAUUGCCAGGGAGGUGGCGUCACAAUAUGGUCGACCUAUAGUAUCAAUUGUACGAGCAAGUACAAUAUAUUUCCUCAUGACAUUCCGAGUGAUACUGCUGUACCACAUUGGGCUUAUCUCGAACUCCUUUCCAAUGGCACUGUCAAUAUGGCAGCUGCUGAAACCGACACCGGCGCGGAAGCUACGGCGACUGCAACAUCUUCCUCUGCAUCAGUGACCCCCACGUCAAGCGUAGCUUCUGGACCUGAAACAACUAGCACGUCAGCUUCGUCCGAAUCAUCUAAAGAUCUUGCGGGCGCUAUCGCUGGGGGUGUUGUCGGUGGCCUCCUCGGAGUAGGCGCCAUUAUGAUAGGGAUCAUUCUCUUCGUACUUAGGCGACGAAGGCAGAAGCGACUGGGUCGGCCGCAAUACCCGGAGCCUAUAUAUGUCGCACCGUCAAGCACGGGUCAGAAGCUCUACGAUCCUAAUGACCCAGCGACGUUCCCCAUCUCGCAUUCGCCUAUGACUGCAGGGGAAUACUCGUCGAUGAAUACACGAUUCGAGGACCAUCCAUAUUUUGUAACGCCAGACCAACAAACAGUGGGUCGUGGAAGCCCCGCGAUGGCUUCCUACAGACCCUUAACACCCGCUCGAGAUUAUAGAGGCGUCCCAGAGAUUGAUGCCCCGUCUUUCAAUCCCCAUGCUAUCAGUGGGAAUGUUUCCAGAUGACAAUCUUUACGCCAUUCUCUCGUUACUUAAGGACUACGGAUUUUACUUUUAUAUAUUCCUUCAUUGUCACGGUAUAAUCAUGUUCAUCACA
This is a messenger RNA of Desarmillaria tabescens, 1474 nucleotides long. RefSeq lists its product as uncharacterized. Lineage: Eukaryota; Fungi; Basidiomycota; Agaricomycetes; Agaricales; Physalacriaceae. Bases 337 to 1383 code for a protein of 348 amino acids. The record is from RefSeq and is a predicted model, not a curated record. The transcript is spliced from 7 exons.